Mycotypha africana is the source of this 972-nucleotide messenger RNA. RefSeq lists its product as uncharacterized. NCBI's taxonomy places the organism in Eukaryota, Fungi, Mucoromycota, Mucoromycetes, Mucorales, Mycotyphaceae. Gene Ontology annotation, biological process: peptidyl-histidine methylation, to form tele-methylhistidine. The coding region runs from base 1 to 972 and encodes 323 amino acids. Gene Ontology annotation, molecular function: protein-L-histidine N-tele-methyltransferase activity. The record is from RefSeq and is a predicted model, not a curated record. The transcript is spliced from 5 exons.
AUGGCUUUCAAGUUUAACUUUACGACUGAAGAUUUAGAUCUUGAAGACGUAGAAGAAAAUCAACAAAUUGAAACUAGCCUUCACGAUCUCUCCAUCGAUGAGACCAGUGACAUCGAAAAAGUCACGAGUCAACAAUAUGAUAUUCUCUCCUCACCUUUACCAAGUGUCAUUCAAGCAGACAUCCUUCAUGUCAAAAAUAUACAGAUACCCAUUUUUAAACGUACUUUGGCCGAUGUCAAAUUUCAAAUGGCACAGCAGGAUUCUCUAGCAGAUGAAGAUACUGAUACUGAAGUAAAAAAAGUUGCAGAUAUGUUAAAUUUGACGGAUAAUUCGGAUUUGAUCAAAGGUGUCUACGAAGGAGGCUUCAAAACUUGGGAGUGUUCAGUAGAUAUGGUUGAAUUUUUAUCGAGCUUACCUGAAGAGCAGAUCAGUAAUAAGCGUGUACUAGAGUUGGGAUGUGGUUCGUCCCUUCCUUCAUUAUUUUUAUUGUCACAUAGCAGUACCAACAGAGUUGAUGUACAAGAUUAUAAUGAGCAAGUCAUUCGAUAUAUCACUAUACCAAACAUUUUAUUGAAUACAGUACUAAAUGUUCAGCAACCUGGUUCUGAUAAUACAACAACAGUUCAAGAAAAGGAGGAUGAAAGCAACAACGACAAUUUAAAUUCGGAAAGUGAGGAAGAGGAAGAUGAUGAAGACGAUGAUGAAGAUAAGCAAAUCGAAGAGGAAGCUAUCACAUGUGAUGCAGAAGCAGAGAUUUUACCGGAAGAUAUUCCACAGAUGUUAAAUCGAGUGUGCCUACGUACUAAAGCUUACUUUGGUGAUUGGGGUUCUCUACCCGAACAACUGAAUAUCGAUCAUAAUGAAAAGUACGAUAUGAUUGUUACAUCUGAAACGAUUUACGCAGAACAAACCUUGCCUGAUUUGAUUAAUGUUUUCCAAAAAGCUCUUAAGAAACCUGAUGGUGUCUGGUAA